This is a messenger RNA of Esox lucius (northern pike), 5022 nucleotides long. It is a transcript of the gene pdpk1b, whose product is annotated as 3-phosphoinositide dependent protein kinase 1b. Gene Ontology annotation, biological process: peptidyl-serine phosphorylation; intracellular signal transduction. The record is from RefSeq and is a predicted model, not a curated record. Gene Ontology annotation, molecular function: ATP binding; protein serine/threonine kinase activity. Bases 1015 to 2625 code for a protein of 536 amino acids. The transcript is spliced from 14 exons. Lineage: Eukaryota; Metazoa; Chordata; Actinopteri; Esociformes; Esocidae.
UACAUAUACUAGAUUACUUGCCUAAACUUUAACUAUAGCUAUGUGAUUGAUUUUAAAUUAGGUACAGUAAUAUUAGCUAGUUCGCUAUGUCAACAUGCUACUAACAAACUUGGUUUUGAAUACGUGAAGCGUCAGCUCUAGCUACAAUUAGCUGAUUAUGCUAAGAUACUAUAGUUUGUAAAAGACUGAGACUUUUCAGUUAAGUUUCAUCCGUAUCAGCAUCAUGUAACGUAGACUUGCUAGUCCUAAGUAAUUUGUUAAAAACUACUAAUAAUGGAUAAGAACAUAUCUGGCCACACCUUGUGGAUUGCGGUUGACAAGCUAGCUGGAGAUUCACCUGGCAGUGUUUGACGAAGUCAUGUUUCGCGUUUGUCAAACUGGCUAGCUAGCUUCCUUCUCAUUUCACAGGCCUAUGCAGCCAGCUAACAUUAGCUAGCAAGCUCCCCAGUUUCAUAUUUUGGAAGUGGGCACAUUUACACAAUCUAGAGUGUUUUAUUUGGCCUUUGGUGGGUGUUUACAUCGUCAUCGUGCUUGUAUGUUUUAUGUAAUUUUAAAAGCUUUAUAUUGUGCUGGUUUCUAACUCAAUGAAACGACCUUUGCUUGGCUGUCCUCGUUCACAUUCACAAACUGUGAGUUAGCCAGGGCUAGCUAAUUCUCUUUUUAGCAGGUACAGUAAAGCACCGAUGUGUUGGUAGAAAGGAUGCUAGCUAUAGUAGUAAUUUGCUACCGAAACUGAUAUUAUUUGUUUUAGAUUACCAGUUAAUCGUAUCCUGAAUUGAAUAGUAAAAAAGCAUAAUAAAACUUAAAUAUUUAGUGUCUCACUAGAAAUCGUUACUGGAAUUUUUCAUCCAGGGAAAGGGUUGGGUCGGGAGUUUUUCAUUUAGCUACAGUCGCUAGCCUACUUCACGUUGUCUUGUCCUGGCCCCAGUUAUUCAUUUGCUCCAUAGUGAUCAUAAGUAUGAUGUUGUGCCCAUUCAAUCCAGCGUGGUCAUCUGUUCCUGCCCACUUCCAUUAAUGGUAAGAAAUCAGCCUGACUCCUGCUCGCCACUUGCACUCCCAGGCGCAAGUAGCAGCCACGGUCCCAGCAUGGAGGGACCCACCUCUGAGUCCCGGGCCCCAGGGAUGCAUGCCAACCAGGGCGCUGAGCUCCGAGCACCGCAGGCUCCUCAGCCGCGCAAGAAGAGGUCAGACGACUUCAAAUUUGGCAAGAUACUGGGAGAGGGCUCCUUCUCAACCGUUGUCCUUGCAAGGGAACAGGCAACGACAAAAGAAUAUGCAAUUAAGAUUUUGGAGAAGCGGCAUAUUAUGAAGGAGAACAAGGCUCAGUAUGUGAAAAGAGAAAGGGAUGUGAUGUCAAACCUAGAUCAUCCAUUCUUUGUCAAACUCUACUUUACAUUUCAAGAUGAUGAAAAGUUGUAUUUUGGCCUUAGCUAUGCUAAGAAUGGAGAGCUUUUGAAAUAUAUUCGCAAAAUCGGUUCUUUUGAUGAGACCUGCACUAGAUUCUACUCUGCGGAAAUUGUUUGCGCUCUAGAAUAUUUGCAUGAGAAGGGGAUCAUUCACAGAGACCUCAAACCUGAGAAUAUUUUACUGAACGAAGACAUGCAUAUCCAAAUAACAGACUUUGGUACAGCAAAGCAGUUGUCUUCAGACAGCAGACAAGCAAGAGCCAACUCCUUUGUAGGAACUGCGCAGUAUGUCUCUCCUGAGCUGCUGACAGAGAAAUCUGCCUGCAAGAGCUCUGACCUCUGGGCCUUGGGGUGCAUAAUCUAUCAGCUGGUGGCUGGGCUGCCGCCCUUCAGAGCUGGAAAUGAGUACCUAAUAUUCCAGAAGAUUAUCAAGUUGGAGUAUGAAUUCCCAGAGAAGUUCUUCCCCAAAGCCAAGGAUCUUGUUGAACGGCUUUUGUUGCUGGACCCCUCCAAGAGAAUCGGUUGUGAGGAGAUGGGAGGUUAUGCCCCCUUGAAAGGACACCCCUUCUUCGAAAGCAUCUCCUGGAGAGACCUCCACUUGCAGACGCCCCCCAAGCUCACACCCUACCUGCCAGCAAUGUCUGAGGAUGAUGAGGACUGCUAUGGAAACUAUGACGAUCUCCUCAGCCAGUUCAGCAGCAUGCAGGUUGCCCAGUCCAGCUCGUCCCAAUCGAUCUCGACCCCUGAGACAAUUCCCCCAGCCCCGCAGAGGUCCAGCAGCAACAUUGAGCAGUAUGUCCAUGACCUGGACAACAACUCAUUUGAGCUGGACCUGCUGUUUUCCGAAGAAGAGAAGCAGCUGCUGCUGGACAAACAGACCAGUGGAAACCCUUGGCACCAGUUUGUUGAGAAUAAUUUGAUCCUGAAAAUGGGCCCAGUGGAUAAACGAAAGGGCCUAUUUGCUCGGCGGAGACAGCUGCUUCUCACUGAAGGGCCACACCUGUACUACGUGGAUCCUGUCAACAAGGUCCUUAAGGGGGAGAUCCCCUGGUCCCCUGAGCUACGCCCAGAGGCCAAGAACUUCAAGACCUUCUUUGUCCACACGCCAAAUCGAACAUACUAUCUGAUGGACCCCAGCGGAAACGCUGACAAGUGGUGUAAGAAGAUCCAGGAAGUGUGGAGAAAGAUCUAUCACAAGCACCAAAAUCCUGGCCUAUAGGAGAGCAGUUCCUCCUGCGGCCACUCCUUCCUCCAGGCUCUGAGGCCAAUCACAGAGCAGAGUAACACCCUCUUUAGUGCCCUUCAUCACCGCAAUGUAAACAAACUCUUUUAGAGACGCUGGCAUCUAUGGCAUCUAGACCUUGUUUAUUUUCCUUCUCUGAAAUGAGCAGAACCAAUAGGAAAAAAAGACCAUGGGAUUCGGGGUUGCUUUGCUUGUUCUUUGUGCUCUCUGUGAGGCUUCUUAAUGCAUUUCUCCAUGUGUGGAUGAUGAGACCGCUUCCAUGCACAUCGGCAUCUUGUACAUUCUGCAGAGGAAAGAGAGGACAGGCUUGUCUGUAGAAUUCCAACGGUGUAGGUACCCUUAGAACCAUCUCAGUGUAAGGACUGGUUUCCUCUUCCAGCCACACUAACAAAACACAACCCAGCAUCACUUGUUUCACUUGUGCACCAGAGCCUAUUAUUAACAAACCUCUGAGAAUGGCUUUCAUAUGAGAUCGCUACUUUGUCAGUUCACAGCAUUGCUGGAAAAUGUUCACUCACCAUGGAUAUGGUGGUACAUUCUCUACACAUAUUUUCGUAGACACGUUUGAUCGACUCCUGAACAAAUAUUUUCACCAAUUCCAAGGAAGUGAAUAUUAUGCUAAGCUUUAAACUACCUCAGUAGUAACCUUCAUUGAAAGCUAUUUUCAUUUUGAGGUUUGCUGAAAGUACCUAAUCCCAAUAAGGUUUCGAAGUACAUCCUAAGCCGACAUUGUAUGCCUACGACAUCAGACCUGAACUCCAAUCCAUAUACUCCACAUAGUGUUGCUCUGCAAGCAGGCGCUUACCCAAUAAAGCAUAUUUUUGUCACUUCCCCAUUGUCCACACAUAAUUAUAUUUUAAUUGGUUCUCAAGGUUCUUGGUACUUAUUAAUUGCAGUCCAGUUUGGGUCUGUUAAUGUUUCAGAGUGGAGCGCUGGUCCCAAAGUGAGGCAUAGAUAUGAAAAGCUUUAAUUGCUUCAGCUUGGUUUUUCCAUAGACUGAGGCUGUGAGGACCGUCCCUAGUAGUAGACCCGUCACAUUGCAAAUAGGGGGGUGGGUGAACAUGCCACUAGCUUGUACUCUUAUAAGACUCGCUUAGCUUUCCUGCACGGCCAGUUUUGUAGCUCAGCCUUGUCUGCUUGUCUACCAGGGCACUGGAGAUAUAGUUUUAUACAAUUUAUGGUGGGUAUUUUGACUGCAUUAGCAACCAUGGCUAAUAUUGAAUUUUUUGGCUGUUCUUUACCAUUCACUGGCUAUUUCUUUGUGGUUUGAAUACUGUUUUCUUUUGGUGGGAUUGUCGGUUCAUCUUCAGUAUGUUCUCUUAAAAACAAAAUCGAAUGCUGACUACCCCAUAUUGAACAGCGUUGGCGAUAAGGAAAGCUUCAAAAGAGUUACAUCCAUAAUACUAUACUAUCAUUUUUUUUUUUUUUUUUUAAGCAAUCACAGUAUAGCGGUAUUCCCUGGGCAAGUUGGCUGUUUGCCUAAAUGGGUUAUCAAUGUUUAUUGGGAGUAUCCCUAUGGUUUUUCUACAACAUGACACCUGGCCCAAUAUGUAUCGAGCAAUUGAUUUGACUUUUGCUCGUGUUUUUUUGUUGUUUUUGUUUUUUUGGUUAAGAUAAUAGUAAUACUUCUAAUUCUGACAUUACUUAAAGGUCCUCUCAAGAGAUAUUCCUCCAGCUGAGUCGUUGUGACUGGAGCGGGUGAACCGUAGCCUCGGGCCUCUAAGUUGGGCUGAACGUGUUUUCGAUGUCAGCUAAAGGGUGUCUGAUCCAAAUAUCAGAUUAAAUUGCUGUAUCUGUCUUUAAAGUAAGGAAACACUAUAGAAAGUGUUUACUUCUCUUGUUAGAACAUUUUUAAAAUCAAGUUGGGCGGCAGUCGGUUACAUUGUCUAUGUAAUUCUCUACCUGGUUUGUAACUGACUAGAACUGUGAUGUACAGACGAUUGUAUUAUUGAAAUCUGAAGCAAGUAAUGCAAUGAUAUUAGGAUACAGUUUUUGUAUUUUUAUUCUUGUAUAAGGUUAUUUGAUGGCUAUUAUUUAGCCUGUAGUUCAUUCUGUGUUAUUUAAAUUCUAAUAUAUGAAUCAUAUUUGGAUUGAAGUCAUGUUCAGGGGCCAUGUUGUGUAUGUAUUGAGAUGUAAAGCCUUUGAAUGUGAAUAAUUAUUGUAAACUAUAAUAUUUUACAGCUUUUUUCUUACUAUAUCAUAUACAUUUUCUAUUUGCUCAGUGAUUUAAUCAUAUUUCUGAUAAUUUAAUGAAUCUGUUCAUUCUCUCUCUGAUUAUUUGUGCGCUAGAUCAGUAGUUGAAUGAUAAAUUUUCCACGUAAUGCUUGGUAGUCCAGUAAUUAAAGCAUGUAGGGAUUUAGGCAUACAAUACUA